UCCUCUUACACGUAAUAUCUUGAUGACGCACCAUCGCAGUAACUACAUCCGGGUAACUGUGUUGACCUUGAUUGGUUGUUCAUCAUGGCGGCGAUCGUCAGGUUGAGUUCUGUGUGUCGCAGAGGAGUCAAACCUCUGUUUUACCAAAGCACUUUGCUGGCCAGGCCGCUGGUCGUACCGUACAAACACCAGGAGCAGCCGUACCAGCUGACGGCGAGGAUCCACUCGUCACAGGCUCUUUAUGCGGGUUCUGGAUCUAAAGCUGCCUCUCUGCACUGGACAGCAGAGCGAGUAGUGAGCAUCCUGCUGCUGGCCCUGGGACCGGCAGCGUAUUUCAGUCCCUCUCCUGUCAUCGAUUACUCGCUGGCUGCUGCUCUGACCCUGCACGGACACUGGGGUAUCGGGCAGGUCUUGACAGAUUACGUCCACGGCGAACCGAAGAUCAAGAUGGCCAACGCGGGUCUCUUCCUCCUCUCCACGGUCACCUUCGCCGGCCUCUGCUACUUCAACUACAACGACGUGGGCAUCUGCAAAGCCCUCGCCCUGCUGUGGAGCAAAUAAACAUAACUGUGGACUGGGAAAGUUGGGAGGACCUAGACAACUGGGACGGGACGGGAGCUUUGUGUUCCUGGCUGAUUGUAAAAAAUUCAAGGUGUUCUAUGUAAAUUCUUAUAAAUAUAUCAUUUUGACAAUAUUACAGCGAUUCACAGGCGUGUAAUUGUAAUUAAUGUUGAUCAGUUCGGGCUCGUCUCUGUGGUGAUGUCUCGCUCACGUAGUUGAGAAGUGGGUCGACAUCAGGCGUCCAUUUUUCUACAUCCGGCGUCCUCGGUUUAAGAUUUGUUCCCUCUGAAACUUUUUGUUCCUUAGCUCGUCCGUUUAUUUAAAAAUAUCACGACCAAUUUUACAAAUAUUUACAGGGGACAUCCACGGCUUCAACAAAACGGUGACAUUUGACAGCUAAUUUAUUGUUUUCUUGUGGCGGACUCGUUAAAUGUUUUGAUUCUCGAUGUGUACAUACUAUGUUUUGCUCUUAGACCCCUCGGGAGGAAGUCACCCUCCACACUAACCCACCUAGAAACCUAAUUUACACACACACACACACACACACACACACACACACACACACACACACACACACACGUCAUGAAUCUUGCACCAUCAGUCACAUGUUGUUCUGUGGUUUGCAGCAGAACAGAGGGUAUCGAGUAUUUCGUGCAACCAACGUGUUUAGUCAGGAAACUGAUGGGAUCAUUGCAUCGUUGGGUUUUUGUGCAGGUGCCAACUUUCUUACCUUUUCGUGUGAAGCUAAAAGGCACAGAUAUCCACUUUAAAACCUCACGUCUGUAGGGUUUUUUUCAUGUUCGUCUGAAAAAUGCUUCCAGAGAAUGAUUAGAAAGCACAGGGGGUGAUGCUGACUGAUGUUUUCAUCUGAAUUAGAGUGUUUAGUUUCUUUAUUAUCAAAGUUAUUCCAGUACUGAUACCUGCACGGGCACAGCAGCAGUAAUGAUGUUACCCAGCUGAAGACUGACUCGUUCCUACCUCUCUAAAUCAGCCUGCUUAAUAAAUAUGAAGUACGACUGCCUGCAGAGUAGAAAAGGUGAGCUGAUGUGUGGAAGCGUUUUCCUGUCGAACACCAAACAGCACAGAUACGACGAUCUGCAGUGAUCCUUUCUUAAUUUUCAGUCUCCCCGUUGUGACCCAGAUGAUAACCUGCCUGCUGCUCUGAGGGUUUAUUAAAAAGGUGUGGGGGGGGGGUCCAUCACAAAUUCAUCCAGCAAACACAACAGCUAAAGAAGUGUAGCGUGCACUUGUAAGGUAACAGUGUGUGAUCUAGAGCAGGGUCUGCUGCAGGAUGCCGUCCUCUGCAGGGGAAAUAUCACUCAGUCCAAUAAAAGCCUCGUCAUGCCGUAACGUCGUGUUUGACUUCAAACUGCUUCCACUGUGAGAGUGUGCAAACUGCAACAUUUAAAACAUGAUUCAAAAUGUUCAUUAGUUUUGAAUAUGCUUGGAAGUUUUUUUCUUAAAUGUAUAAAAAGCUUAAAUAAUAAAACCCUAAAUGCACGCGCAGGCUGUAUAAUCACGAGACGAAACGGCUUCCAGUGUUGUGCUUUCCUGAAACAUGUAGCGGUGCUCGCAGCGUUUCAUAGCUUCACACACACAAUCCUUGCAUGCAGCUCAUAAUGAAGGCAAGAAUCAGCGUUACGGGCUGAGUUAGCCUGUUGUCAUUUUGUUGCCUCUACGUCAGUCAUCGUUUGUAAUAUCUGUUCCAUUCAUGUCUGUUCAGAUUAUACGCACAAAAUAAGAUGUGGAAGGAAAAUGUUCUGUUCCUGCCUCAGCAGAAUAAAGCUGGCUUUACACAUUU
Messenger RNA from Notolabrus celidotus (New Zealand spotty), 2362 nucleotides. It is a transcript of the gene sdhdb, whose product is annotated as succinate dehydrogenase complex, subunit D, integral membrane protein b. Bases 85 to 561 code for a protein of 158 amino acids. The transcript has 4 exons. NCBI's taxonomy places the organism in Eukaryota, Metazoa, Chordata, Actinopteri, Labriformes, Labridae. Gene Ontology annotation, molecular function: heme binding; ubiquinone binding. Gene Ontology annotation, biological process: tricarboxylic acid cycle; mitochondrial electron transport, succinate to ubiquinone. The record is from RefSeq and is a predicted model, not a curated record. Gene Ontology annotation, cellular component: mitochondrial envelope; membrane.